GUCUCUGUUAAGCUAUGCUACCUUCGUCUCCUUCGCGGGGAUUUCUCUUUUUAUUUCUUUUUAUUUUUCUCUUUUAGAUUAGAACCUGCUUCAAGUUUGAGACCUCCAUUGGUUUUCUAACUCCUUUGAAGCCCGCCGUUUAACCUUCAGUCUUUUUUCGUUUAACUCUUAAUACUUUUUCCGUUUCAUGCAUUAUUGGCCGCCAUGCAUUUGCCUUGAUAUUAUGGGUUGCAUCAUCAGAAAGCAAUCAAAAUCACUUCCAUCGGAUCGCCCCACCUCAACUCCACGUCGUCUUCGUACUCGUCGUCGCCAGAGAUCUAACGAGCCAUCCACGGUAGUUUCAGUAACUGACGCCGUUGACGGCGUCGUCGAUGUCAAACAGAAAGGGAGGCGGAGGCAACACCAGCAAAAAGAGAAUCACACCGGAGAUUUCCCGGUUAUACUUCCGCCUCCGGAGAGACGGAGAACGCCACAGGACGCGAACCAACAAGAGUGGCCUUCUUGGCUAAUAGACGUCAUUGGGGAAGCCAUCAAUGACUGGACCCCGAGACACGCCAGCACCUUCGAGAAGCUUGACAAGAUUGGACAAGGAACUUAUAGCAAUGUGUACAAAGCCAGGGAUCUAUUAACAGGGAAAAUAGUGGCAUUAAAGAAGGUUAGGUUUGACAAUUUAGACCCACAAAGUGUGAAGUUUAUGGCUAGAGAGAUUCUUGUAUUAAGAAAGCUGAACCAUCCCAAUGUAAUCAAGCUUGAAGGUUUAGUUACUUCAAGAAUGUCUUCUAGUCUUUAUUUGGUUUUCGAUUACAUGGAGCACGAUCUCGCCGGCCUCACUGCCUCGCCAGGGGUUAAGUUCACUGAGCCUCAGGUUAAAUGCUUUAUGAAGCAGUUACUUUCAGGGCUAGAGCAUUGCCACAAACAAGGCGUUUUGCAUCGUGAUAUCAAAUGUUCCAAUCUGCUUAUUAACAAUGAAGGGAUUUUAAAAAUUGCUGAUUUCGGACUCGCUACCUUUUACGAACAGAAGCAGCCCUUGACUAAUCGAGUAAUCACUCUCUGGUACCGUCCACCUGAACUACUUCUCGGUACAACUUAUUAUGGUGUUGGGGUUGACCUCUGGAGUGCAGGCUGUAUUUUGGCAGAGCUCUUUUAUGGUAAGCCAAUAAUGCCAGCAAGAACAGAGGUUGAACAACUGCAUAAGAUAUUCAAGUUGUGUGGAUCCCCUUCUAAGGAAUAUUGGAAGAAAUCCAAAUUACCGAAUGCUACACUCUUUAAGCUACAGCAUCCAUACAAACGCUGUAUAGCGGAAACCUUCAAGGACUUCCCAUCUUCUUCUUUACCUCUAAUUGAAACUCUUCUUUCAAUAGACCCCGAAGAACGAAGUACUGCUAUUGCAGCUCUUAAAAGUGAAUUCUUUACCACUGAACCAUACGCUUGUGAGCCAUCCAGUUUGCCAAAGUUUCCUCCCUGUAAAGACAUGGAUGUAAAAUUGAGAGCUGAAGAAGCGAGAAGGUUAAGAGGUCUAGACAGCAAAGUUAAUGCAGUAGAUGGCACCAGGAGAAUUAGAGUUGGUGAACGUGCUAGUCGGGCAAUUCCAGCCCCCGAAGCAAAUACAGAGAUUCAAGCAAAAUUAGAUAAAAGGAGAGUAAUGACACAAACAAAUGGGAAGAGCAGGAGUGAGAAAUUCCCACCACCUCAUCAAGAUGGAGCUGUUGGGCAUUCACUAGACGCAGAUGCAUCGCUUAAGGGCUCUAUCACAUCUUUUGGUGUGAACAACACUCCCUUCAGCUCAUCGGUUUUGAACACGUCAUCGGGAUUUGCCACCGGCCCUCCCAUACAAAGGAAAACCAACAAAGACCCUCGGCGAGCUACAUCUAGGGAGUUUGUCCACAGUUACAAACCGACCUCAAUAGGUCUAUCCUUGGAUUUAGGGUGUAAACCCGAGGUGUUGGGUUGCCAGAAUUAGAUUACAAGUUUGUAUAAGUCAUAUUGGUUUUGGAACUUCAAAAUAAAGACGGCCAUUUCCUAUUUAUUUGUGAUUUGGUGAUUAAUCUGCCUGUGCAGAUCCUUUUUGUUUAUAAACUCAUAGUUGGGAUACUUUGUCAAAAAAAGAAGGGUGUUUAUUUAGCUCCCGGUUAUGGAAUUUUAAAAGUCAUUUCUUUUUC
Gossypium raimondii (Peruvian cotton) is the source of this 2159-nucleotide messenger RNA. RefSeq names its product probable serine/threonine-protein kinase At1g54610. Gene Ontology annotation, molecular function: ATP binding; RNA polymerase II CTD heptapeptide repeat kinase activity; cyclin-dependent protein serine/threonine kinase activity. Gene Ontology annotation, biological process: positive regulation of transcription elongation by RNA polymerase II; protein phosphorylation. The record is from RefSeq and is a predicted model, not a curated record. Lineage: Eukaryota; Viridiplantae; Streptophyta; Magnoliopsida; Malvales; Malvaceae. Bases 188 to 1960 code for a protein of 590 amino acids. Gene Ontology annotation, cellular component: nucleus; cyclin-dependent protein kinase holoenzyme complex. The transcript is spliced from 7 exons.